AUGAAAGCAAGAGCAUUGAUACCAGUGACGCUUCCAAGGGACAGCCCUACCGUCUCGUACUGGCAAGAUCCGCCAGAUGGAAUUGCUCACUUUCGUUCUACGCCCAAACUCCCCGAGAGUGCGGACGUCGUUAUUGUUGGUUCCGGUAUCAGCGGCGCCUGCAUAGCAUAUUACAUCCUCUCGCGAUCACCAGCCGCGAACGUUAUCAUUCUAGAAGCCAGGCAAGCGUGUAGCGGAGCAAGUGGACGAAAUGCUGCCGUAGGCAUAGAAGAAGCAGUCAAGAUUGCGAGACUCGAGUACGAUAAUAUCAAGCAGGUUCAUGCAUUUGCUAGAGAGCAUGGUAUUUCUUGUGAGAGCCGCGAGCUUGAGACUGUGGAUAUUAUCUACGAUCAGACGGUUUGGGAUGAAUCAGUACGCACCAUCGAUCAAAUGCGAAAGGCCAUGGGCGAGGAUGACCCCGUCAGCAAAUAUACGCUUUGGAACAGUAAGGAUGCGGAAGAACGGUUUCUCUGCAAAGGGGCUGUUGGCGCCAUUACUUAUGAAGCUGGAAGUAUAAGCGCAUAUAAAUUUGUGAUUGGAGUGUUAAAGCUAUGUUUGGAGAAGGGUGCGAAUUUGCAGACUGGAACUCCUGUGACGGCCAUUACUCUAGUUUCGGGUGACGGUGAUGAAUCAAGAUGGAUCAUUUCGACUCCACGGGGCAAACUGCUUGCGUCUAAAACCAUUAUUGCGACAAAUGGCUAUACAGCUGCCAUAUAUCCCAAGCUUCAAGGCAGGAUAGUUCCCGUGAAAGGGCAGAUUACCGCACAACGACCAGGAGCCAAUAUUCCAAGAGAUGGUCUGCCUCGCACAUACUCUUUUGUCUAUUCUGGCGGAUAUGACUACAUGAUUCCUAAGCCCGAGGGGUCUAAAUUCGCGGGAGAUAUCGUGAUGGGGGGCGGAUUUACCAAGGGUGAAGAUAAAGGACUAUCUCAAUAUGGAACCACGGACGAUACGACGGUUGCACUGGAGAUCAGUGAAUAUCUGACCAGCAGCACAAAAAAGUUCUUCGGGGAUAACUGGGGCCAGGAUGACCCUGAAGGGAGAGUACGGCGAGAAUGGUCUGGGAUUAUGGGAUAUAGUACUGAUGGAUUUCCGUGGGUUGGCGAGAUACCUGGAGAACCUGGGCUGUAUAUCUCUGCAUCGUUCCAGGGACAUGGUAAUACCCUAUCAACCCCCCUAAUUCUUCCACUUCCCUUAAUUUACUAA
This is a messenger RNA of Arthroderma uncinatum, 1245 nucleotides long. RefSeq lists its product as uncharacterized. NCBI's taxonomy places the organism in Eukaryota, Fungi, Ascomycota, Eurotiomycetes, Onygenales, Arthrodermataceae. The transcript is spliced from 2 exons. The record is from RefSeq and is a predicted model, not a curated record. Gene Ontology annotation, cellular component: cytoplasm. Gene Ontology annotation, molecular function: oxidoreductase activity. The coding region runs from base 1 to 1245 and encodes 414 amino acids.